Pseudopipra pipra is the source of this 4773-nucleotide messenger RNA. RefSeq names its product transient receptor potential cation channel subfamily M member 5 (gene TRPM5). The record is from RefSeq and is a predicted model, not a curated record. Gene Ontology annotation, cellular component: plasma membrane. Gene Ontology annotation, biological process: calcium ion transmembrane transport. NCBI's taxonomy places the organism in Eukaryota, Metazoa, Chordata, Aves, Passeriformes, Pipridae. The coding region runs from base 1 to 3507 and encodes 1168 amino acids. Gene Ontology annotation, molecular function: ligand-gated calcium channel activity; calcium-activated cation channel activity. The transcript has 24 exons.
AUGAAUUCAGUUUGUGAUAAUUCCCCUCUGCAUUUACCAUGGACAAUCUCUUUACUCUAUCCAACUCUCCUAUCUCUAUUCACUGGGUUUUUGUUUUGUUUGUUGAAGUUUAUUAAGGUUCCAAGUACCAUUCACCCUGGAAUUAUAUUUGAAGUUAUGCUCAACAAAUGGAAGCUUCCUGCUCCCAACUUGGUUGUGUCUUUAGUAGGGGAAGAAGAAAAUCUCCGGAUGAAGCCUUGGCUACGGGACACCUUAAAGAAAGGACUUAUAAAGGCAGCUCAAAGCACAGGUGCCUGGAUUUUUACCAGUGCUUUACGUGUAGGAAUAACAAGACAGUUAGUGCAGGCAGUCCAAGAUCUUGCACUGGCUAGCACUUCAUCCAGAGUGAGCGUGAUUGCCAUAGGAAUAACUUCACUCAGAGAAAUUCGGCACAGAGAAAUUCUGGACAACACAAAGAAUGAAAGUCUUGUACACUAUCAAUCAGAUGAUGAUAUUCAAGGCCCACCAUAUUCUUUGGACCACAACCAUUCCCACUUUAUUUUGGUGGACCAUGUAACACCAGAUGAGCCAGAUGGAACCACUAAGCUACGUUUCACCUUGGAAAAGCAUAUUUCAGAACAGCGUACUGGAUAUGGUGGAACGGGUAGCAUUGAGAUCCCUGUGCUUUGCUUACUCGUAAAUGGAGGACCAGGCACACUUGAGAGAGUCUGCAGCGGUUUGGAAAAUUCUGCUCCCUGGCUUAUCUUAGCAGGGUCUGGAGGUACAGCUGACAUCUUAGCUGAAUUCAUGAAUGACCCACAGCUUAUCAUGCCGGAAGCUGUUCAAAAGCAAUUUAAGGAGAAAUUCCCUGCAGAAAGCUUCUUGUGGAAGGACAUUCUUCAGUGGACACUAACAAUUCAAAACAUUAUUUCACACCAGCAUCUUUUAACCCUGCACAAUUUUGAGCAAGAAGGUUCAGAACUAGAUACAGUAAUUUUAAAAGCUUUAGUAAAAGCCUGCAAAAGUCAGAGUCAGGAGGCCCAAGAAUAUCUGGAUGAACUGAAGCUGGCAGUGGCCUGGAAUAGACUUGACAUUGCUAAAAGUGAAAUAUUCAAUGGUGACGUGGAGUGGAAGUCCUGUGACCUGGAGGAAGUGAUGAUGGAUGCUCUGGUCAAUGACAAACCAGAAUUCGUAAGAUUAUUUAUUGACAACGGGGCUAACAUAUAUGAAUUCCUGACCUACAGUCGUCUGCAGCGACUCUACUGUUCCAUUUCUCAGAAAUGUCUCCUCUAUGAACUUCUUCUGAAGAAGCAUGAAGAAAACAAGCUGACCUUGGCAGGGCUCACUGGUCAACAGGAAAAUGAGCAGCAGGAGAUCUGCCCACUCUUUGCUCUCAGUGAGGUCUCUAGAGUUCUCAAGGAUUUUCUACAUGAUGCAUGGAAAGGUUUCUAUCAAGACCUCAGACAUGGAGGCAAGAAAAAAUCUGAUAAAAUGAAUACAAAGCGAUUACCUGGGCCCUUGGAUAUGAACCAGAAAAGUGAAAAUCCUUGGAGGGAUUUGUUUGUAUGGGCAGUACUUCAAAACCGGCACAAGAUGGCAAACUAUUUCUGGGCUAUGGGCCAGGAGGGUGUAGCUUCAGCUCUGGCAGCCUGCAAGAUCCUUAAAGAGAUGUCCCGCCUGGAGACGGAGACCAAAGCAGCCUGUAUAAUGAAAGAGGCCAAGUAUGAGCAGCUCGCUGCUGAACUGUUUAGUGAAUGCUACCACAACAGUGAGGAGAGAGCAUUUACUCUGUUGGUGAGGAAAAAUCAGUACUGGAACAAAACCACCUGCCUUCAGCUGGCUACAGAAGCAGAUGCAAAGUCUUUCUUUGCACAUGACGGUGUCCAGGCCUUCCUGACAAAAAUAUGGUGGGGAGACAUGUCUACAAGCACACGGAUCCUGAAGUUAAUCUGUGGGUUCUGGUGUCCUUUCCUAAUCUACACAAAUUUAAUAGCAUUCAGUGAGGAAAAACAAUCAAAGAAUGAGCCAGAGCCAUCAAGGGAGCUGGACAGUUGGGAUACAGAGAAGACAUUGUUUUUUUCCAAGGAAGAAGAUAGAGGAAAUGCUAAAUUGGAAAAACAGAACCCUUCUGAAAACACAGCGUGGGCAACAUUCAUGUUUACCCGGUGGAGAAAAUUCUGGAGUGCCCCUGUAACUGUAUUUAUGGGGAAUGUUAUAAUGUACUUUGCUUUUCUGUUUCUAUUUACUUAUGUCCUUUUACUGGACUUUAAACCACCUCCACCCGAGGGUCCAUCUGUUAAAGAAAUUAUACUAUACUUCUGGGUGUUUACCCUUGUCUUGGAAGAGAUCCGACAGAGUUUCUAUACAGAUGAAGACACAAAUUUAAUGAAAAAAUUUAAACUGUAUGUGGAGGAUAACUGGAAUAAAUGUGAUAUGGUGGCGAUCUUUCUUUUCAUAAUUGGGGUAACCUGCAGGAUGCUGAACUCAACUUUCCAAGCCGGCCGUACAAUACUUGCCAUUGAUUUUAUGGUGUUUACACUUAGGCUUAUACACAUUUUUGCAAUUCACAAACAACUUGGACCGAAGAUCAUAAUUGUGGAAAGGAUGAUGAAGGAUGUUUUCUUCUUUCUGUUUUUCUUGAGUGUGUGGCUCAUUGCCUACGGUGUGACAACUCAAGCUCUACUUCAUCCCGAUGACAGCCGAGUGGAAUGGAUAUUCAGAAGGGUGCUUUAUCGGCCCUACCUUCAGAUAUUUGGCCAGAUUCCACUGGAUGAAAUAGACACAUCACGAACAUAUCCCAGGAACUGCACAUUUAAUCCACUGCAGAUUCUGCAGGAAAACACACCAUCGUGUCCUAAUAGCUAUGCCAACUGGCUUGUCAUACUUCUGCUGGUCAUCUUCCUACUAGUCACAAAUGUUCUCCUUAUGAAUCUCCUGAUUGCAAUGUUCAGUUAUACUUUUCAAGUUGUUCAGGGCAAUACAGACAUCUUCUGGAAAGUUCAGCGCUACAAUCUGAUUGUGGAAUAUCAUGGCCGUCCUGCCUUAGCACCACCAUUUAUCAUUAUUAACCACAUAACUCUGGUUCUCAGAAGACUCUUCAACAAAAUGGAACAUAAAAAAAAACAUCUGGAAAGAGAUCUUCCAGUGGGCCUAGAUCAAAAAAUCAUAACAUGGGAGCUGGUGCAAAAGGAACGUUAUCUCGUAAACCUUGAACAAGAAAAGAAAGAAAGCAAUGAAGAAAGGCUGAAGGCCACAUCUAAUAAGGUGGAUAAUUUGUCUAAAUAUUUUAGUGGAUUGAAAGAACAAGAAAAACGGUUUAAAGUUCUGGAAGCCCAGAUUUGCUACUGUACAGCUGUUAUCUCCUCAAUGGCAGAGGUCUUAACCAAAACCAAUCUCCUGUGCACACAACCAUCUCCAAACUAUACAUGUGUGAUGAAUGCCAACACAGAACGGCCUUUGCCAGAAAGAAGUGAAAGACAAGAGCAUGUAGAUCAGUUUGAGAAUGACAUCGCAUACAUCGAUAAUUAAAUUUAUUCUUAUUUCUUCAGAUUAAACCUUUUGUCCUACUGUACUACUGCAGGAGUAAAAUCCUGAUCUCAUGAAGGCCUAAGGGCCAGCUCUCAAAGCCUUUACACUGAGCACUGUCAAUGGUUGACAUUACUGAGGAUUUCUCGGUCUUCCUGCUUCAAUUUUUGGGCUUUCUUUGCCCCUGCUCAUAUAGUGGUUUUCUGCAAAACCAUUCCACAAACAGCACUAAAAGCUUUCUCCUCCGGGGUGACUCUACCACUUUAUUUUCCAAAUAAGAUCUGCCUUCUGUUCUCCAAAUACCACACCCUCAAUCCAUCGCCAUCAUUGCCAAUUUCCACACUUCUCUGUUUAAGGGAGGGUCCCUUUGGAAGGGUGAUCGUUUACGCACUAAAAACCAAGCCCCUUCCUUGGCCAAGAAAGCAAGCUCGUACUUCUGAGUUGCUUAGAAAGGAAAUCAUGAAAUAUUUUCCACAGGAAAAGGCCUGGGAUACGGAACCAUUACAAUUCAUACAGUUCCUGGAGCUCCUACAACCCUUAAACAAUUGCAUUCACCGUCUUCUCUUCCCACGCUGGCUCCUGUGAGGUAUUUCUUUGCUGGUAUUCCUUACUGAGAGCUCCUCACUCAUCCCCAGAAACUGGAAGCUUAUUGCUUGAUCCUCAAGCGUGCAGCGGCUUGCACUCACUUCCCAAACACAAAGUGUUUGGAUCCUCCCACAGUCAGACCGCCAGUUUCUGUCACUUGCUUUUUUGUUGUAAUGCCUGAUCAUGGCUGCUGCCAGCCUCCCACUGUAAAGGAGCCCUUGCCCUGUACCACACCGCAUGGAAUGCUGCAUCCACACCUAAGCGGUUUUCUGACUGCAUUUUACUUUUCUCUCUCAAAGGUUAGGAAAAAAAAAAAAAAUCACCAGGAGACUUUAAAACAAGAAUGUGUACCAAGAAUUAUCCCAUGAACUAGGAAUCUGGACUGUUGGUCGCUUUUUUUCAUUACUUACACUGGCUUGUACAUUUUUAGCAUGCAAAAGCUCUCUGGCUUUAUUAGAAUUCUGCAUUAAAAGAUACACCAGUAAAAUUAGUAUUAAUACUGUUCUUCGAGGGGAAAUUUCUUUGUAAUAAUAUAAACAGCAUCAGAAGGGGGAAGUAUUGGGCUGUGUCUUGUCUUUCACUGAUAAGCUUCAACUGCAUUUCCUCACGCAUAUGAUAUUGCUUCUACGCAAUGUAAAUGUAGGUUGCACAAAAGCUGUUACCAGAGGUGGAAAAAAAAAUAAA